GAAUUAAACUCUUUGCCGAGAAAAACACUCCCCGGAAAAAGAGGAAAAACUACAAAAGGCUUCAUUUCCCCCCAUAUAAUUCAACGCAUCACUUCAAAAAUAGCAUUUAUACCUCAAAUUCCCUUCCCAAAAUAAAGUAAAACUGUUUGACAUUCCGAUGGUAAACGGCCAACGGCGUUCUAUGUUGUCAGUGCGCCAGUCCUGUUGUUGUUGGUAAAUUUUCCUGCGAACGCUCCGCGCUUUCAUCGUCGCGGCGCUUAAUUUUCACAAAAACUUCUCACACCCCGGAACUUGCCGAGCGUUGGCGUAUGCACUGUGAUGUCUACAGAAAUCGUGGCCAAGAAGCUGCUUGCUGAACUAGUAAAAAAAUCGGGCCUCACCUACACUACGGACAACAUAGUGACCAUAUUCCUCAAUCGCGAUGGCAAAUACAGCAGCAAGCGGCUGGCUACGCUUCUGGCGCAACUCUUCAAACCCUUCCCCAACGGGAGCAAGUACGUGGACAUGUACGCACCUGCUAAUACGAAAGAGUCAUAUCCCGCCCUGGUGAUGGUGCUGAACCGAUUUGCGAACGAUUUAAAAACGGCUCACGCGGAAAAGGCUGCCGCCACUGUCGCCUCCGCCGCUGCCACCGUCGCGGCGCAGGAACAGUCGAUAAAGUCGGACACGUCGGGCACGGCCGUGCCGACCGUCAGCUCGGAACCGGUGCACAAACGCGUAUCGCUGUUCGAAAGUCCGCCCCUCUCCUCCACCCGCAUCAUCCCCGACCAGGUAACGCCGGAAAAUGUGCAGGAAAUAAAGGAGAAGCUCGUGCAGGCCACGUCCAAUCCGGCGAGCAACCGGCUAUCGUCCUCGACGUCGCUCCCGCCGGGCAGUAUGAUGGCGGCGCAUCAUCACCACAACUAUCCGUCGCUGAGCCGCCCGGCAGGGUUCGAGUUUUCGCACCGCAAGGCACCGAUCGUGUCGUGGAACUUCAACUACGACGAGCUGUACCCGCUGCAGAGCAAAGCGAACGUGGCCGCCAUCCCGGUCGCGUCCCAGGAACCGAUCGUGCUGAAGGAGGUGCUGAACUGUCUGAUCGGCAUCAAGGGUACGCUGAUUACGCCCCGCAAGGGGGCCACCACGCUCGACCCGGACGGUGCGCUGGCGGUGGAGUUUCAGCUCUCCAACCAGCUGACCGAAUCGUGCCGCGAUAUGGUGGUGGAGGUGUUGCCGCUGGCCGCAAACUACUCCGCCGUACAGUCGUUCAUCGAGGGCGCGAGCGUAACUGAGGGUGGGGUCGUGCUGCAGGCCCUCCGCUCCGUGCUGAAAACGAUCAUGACCGACUACUACCUGUCGAUCGCGCAGCUCGACGAUUUGCGGUGCCGCCGGGGGCUCAGCCUGCAGCGGCUGAUCCAGUUCCUGAAGCCCGUCUACCCGACGAUGGAGGAGCUGGCAGCGACGGUGUCCGAGAUCCGGCGCAGCAAUGCCCGGGGCGGUCAGGUGCUGUCGUUGCUGCACGACCGCAUCACGGCCAAGAGCGGGACGAACCACGCGCAGAAGGUGCUGGUGCAUCUGGUCGAGUCGGCCGCGGCGCCGUUCAUGGAGAUGCUGGAGCUGUGGAUCUACCGGGGCGUCAUUAACGAUCCGCAGCAGGAGUUUUUCAUCGACCACAGCUCGAUGGAGCUGACCGAGAACGAGCUGGUCGACUACUGGGAGAAGCAGUACACCAUCCGGAACGAGAAGGUGCCGUGCUUUUUGGCCAAACACGCGGACAUCAUACUGCGCACCGGCAAGUACCUGAACGUGGUGCGCGUGUGCGGCGGGGCCGAGUUUCAACCGGGCAAUGCGAACGGCGGCGGCGGCGGCGGCGCAACGACGACCGAUCUGCUCAACGCGUCGAGCGCGACGGCCCGGACCACGACCGCGGUCAAACGGCUGCAGUACGCACACUUCGACCAGUCGUACCUGGACGAGAUUGAGGAGGCGUACAAUUUCGCCUCUUCCUCGCUGCUGAAUCUCAUCAUGAACAAGUACGAUCUGAUGGGCCGGCUGCUGUCCGUCAAGCGCUACUUUCUGCUGCAGCAGGGCGACUUCAUCACCGAGUUCAUGGACGCGGUCGAGGAGGAUCUGCGCAAGAGCGUGGACACGCUGCACCCGAUCCGGCUGGCCAACCUGCUGGACGUGACGCUGGGGCUGUCGUCCGCCAAGUACGACGAGUAUCAUGACGAUCUGAAAACGAUGCUGCUACCGUACGGCAUCGUGACGCAGAUCUCGAAAAUCGUCAACAACGAGGACGCGUUCGUGGACACGCUGAGCGACACGUCCCAGCUGAAGGGUAUCGAGUGCUUUACCUUCACCUACAAGGCGCAGUGGCCGGUGUCGAUCGUGCUGAACCUGUGGACCAUCUCGAAGUACCAGAUGAUCUUCCGGCAGCUCUUCUACCUGAAGUACGUCGAGCGCAUCCUUUGCCGGGUGUGGAUCGCCAACAAUGAGACGCGCCAGUUUGCGCCGAACCCGGCCAAGCUGUACCGGUCCGCGUUUACCCUGCGCCAGAAGAUGCUGAUCGCCAUCCAGAGCUUCGAGUCGUACAUGAUGAUCGAGGUGAUCGAACCGAACUGGCACAUUUUUUACCAAAACAUGAAACAGGUCAAAAACAUUGAUGAUGUGCUGAACUAUCAUCAGGACUUUCUGGAUCAAUGUUUGAAGAAUUGCAUGCUUACCGAGCCCGAUUUGCUUAAACCGAUCAUCAAUCUAUGCAAUAUAUGCAUCAAAUUUUGUGACUUUCUAGCGGAAUCACAGCGCCAUUUUGUCGAUGCAGAACUAACAUGCAUGCUCGCGUCCGGUGACGACUGCUCACUGUCUUCCGAAUCCGAUUACGAACAGACCGCAACUACCAUGGCACCGACGGAAACGUUCUCGGAGCGGGUGGAACAAUUUCGCCACGAUUUUACCGACCAGCUCAUGACGCUGCUGCGCAAGAUUGCGGACGUUGCGACGUUAAGCACCUCAGAACGUUUUAUCAACCUCAUUUACCGAAUCAACUUCAACUCGUACUACAGUGAGACGAACGAAAACUAGAGGAAAGGUAACCCACCAUCUGUGAGCAAAAAGGAAGGAGGAAAAAAAGUACAACUCUU
This is a messenger RNA of Anopheles arabiensis, 3119 nucleotides long. RefSeq names its product gamma-tubulin complex component 2 homolog. Gene Ontology annotation, biological process: spindle assembly; cytoplasmic microtubule organization; mitotic cell cycle. NCBI's taxonomy places the organism in Eukaryota, Metazoa, Arthropoda, Insecta, Diptera, Culicidae. Bases 319 to 3060 code for a protein of 913 amino acids. The record is from RefSeq and is a predicted model, not a curated record. Gene Ontology annotation, cellular component: spindle pole; equatorial microtubule organizing center; gamma-tubulin small complex. Gene Ontology annotation, molecular function: gamma-tubulin binding; microtubule minus-end binding. The transcript has 7 exons.